Messenger RNA from Stereum hirsutum FP-91666 SS1, 920 nucleotides. RefSeq lists its product as uncharacterized. The record is from RefSeq and is a predicted model, not a curated record. Gene Ontology annotation, biological process: C-terminal protein methylation. Bases 1 to 723 code for a protein of 240 amino acids. NCBI's taxonomy places the organism in Eukaryota, Fungi, Basidiomycota, Agaricomycetes, Russulales, Stereaceae. Gene Ontology annotation, cellular component: membrane. Gene Ontology annotation, molecular function: protein C-terminal S-isoprenylcysteine carboxyl O-methyltransferase activity. The transcript is spliced from 2 exons.
AUGUCUGUUGCCAGAGCAUCGCUCGUUCUCGCUCAAGCAAUCUGUGCGCAAAUCGUGACGACGCCACCCAAGAACAAUGCGAACAGUACCACAGGAAAGUAUCACACACAAGAGUGGUGGAUAUUUCGGAUCGCACCAUUCAUCUUCGCCCUCCAGCAACCGUUCAUCUGGACCUGCGCCUUGCUCGAAGUGCUCUCCCUCCUCCCUCUGUACUCGUCAUCCCUCUCCCUCCCGUCACCAUUACAAUCACUUUUCCCAGCAACACCAAGCGUCAAUCACCGCGUAACGCCGCUCUUCAUUCUCGGCACUGCCGCCAUUCUACUCGGUUCCUACAUCCGUAACACUUGCUUCUCCACACUCGGCAAACUCUUCACCUUCACACUCACAAUCCAGAAAGAUCACUUCCUCGUGACUACCGGUCCUUAUUCCGUCGUUCGGCACCCUGCCUAUACCGGUUCACUCCUCUUGGUAUUUGGCAUGCCCAUCGCUCAUGUUACGGCAGGGUCGGCGUUGGUCGAGUUGGGGAUUGUGAAGAAUAUAGCUGAUGGUGGAUGGGGAGGUUUGGCUGUGGCGGCAGUUUGGGCGGCUUGGUGGGCUUGGGGUGUAGGGUGUGCGACCAGGAGGUGCAUCGCGGAGGAUGAAGAGAUGAGAAAGAUGUUUGGAAAGGAGUGGGAAGAGUACGCGAAGAAGGUUAGGUGGUGGUUUAUUCCUGGAGUGUUCUGAACGGGUUGACAGGACGAGGUCAGUCGGAAACGGUAAACAUUUCUCAUCUCCGCCAUGUGCUCGAUGAGGGCGAGACUUUUGGUGCUCAUUGUGUGUGUACAGAUGAUGUGACGUAGGCACUAUUUAUUCCCUCCUUGUCUUUCCUUAGGUCUCUUUUGUAGACGAUCAUUUGAGGGUCUCUAAUUAAUAUAUAUGCU